Molecule: messenger RNA, 717 nt
Organism: Rhinolophus ferrumequinum (greater horseshoe bat)
Lineage: Eukaryota; Metazoa; Chordata; Mammalia; Chiroptera; Rhinolophidae
Gene: MRPS33
Product: mitochondrial ribosomal protein S33
Exons: 3
Coding region: 160-480 (106 amino acids)
Cellular component (GO): mitochondrion
Source: RefSeq, a predicted model, not a curated record
AGGGUUCCCCUCUAGCCGCCAGGCUUUCGUUUCUCUACUGCUCUCCGCCGCAGUUACUGGCAAGACGUGGAGCCGGCUUGGGGGCGGGCCUUCCGGCAAAGGGGGCACGCGAGAGAGGAAGGUCACGACGAGGGCCUCUUGCUCCUUGCUGCCGCAGAAAUGUCCUCACUUUCAGAAUAUGCCUUGCGCAUGAGUCGUCUGAGUGCCCGGCUGUUCGGUGAGGUUGCCAGGCCUACUGAUUCCAAAUCCAUGAAAGUGGUGAAACUGUUUAGUGAGCAGCCUUUGGCCAAGCGGAAGGAGACUUAUGACUGGUAUCCAAAUCACAACACUUACUUUGCCCUCAUGGGGACACUGCGUUUUCUUGGCCUCUACAGAGACGAGCAUCAGGACUUCAAGGAUGAGCAGAUGCGUCUAAAGAAGCUUCGUGGAAAGGGCAAACCAAGGAAAGGAGAAGGGAAAAGAGCCACGAAAAAGAAAUAGUGUUGGCCCAUCAGGAGAGAAACCUUCCACCUCAGCAACGGAGAGCAGAAGGUGUAUUUAUGCCUUUUCUGUAUGAGGGGCGGACGCUUCCUGAGCCGAAGAGUUUCUGCGGAACACUCAUCUCGGCGUUGAAGCCUGAUCCAGUUUAGUUGUGACUGGUGUUUUGAACACAUUCUAAUUCUGCGCAAUUGUUUUGGCCUUGGUUUACCUCGUUCUCUAAAGAAAUGAAUACAUAAA